AUGAAACACAUCAAAACAAAGUUAAAUUCUUGUUAUGACCUUUUCCAGAAUGGCUUGAGUGGGUUUGGAUGGGAUUCAACAACAAAUAUGUGGAUUACCGAAGAUGAAGUUUGGAACAAGCUAAUUGACGCAAAACUCGAAGCUGCUGAAUGGAAAAACAAGCCAAUAUUAUUUUAUGAUAAAUUGGCCAAACUUUUUGGAAAAGAUCGAGCAACAAGAGAGCAUGAAGGUACAAUUGCUAAAAUGAGAGCAAAAAAGGCUGCAAAUGUUGAAAAAAGUCAUGGCACAACCAUCGAAGAAAUAGACCACUUAGUUGAAACUAAUGAAGUUAUUUUGGAGGGAUUUGAUGAUGAUGAACAUCAUUCCAACAAUUCUCCUACAAGGCCUUAUAUUACUAAUUCUCAAGAUGUAUCAUCAUCUAGGACUAAGAAGCGAGUAAAGAAGGUUAUUGAAGAUGAUACAAGCAUGAUUGAGAUUUCCAAAACUUUCAAAAAAAUGGUUGAUGUGUUUGAAAUGAAUUCCAUGGAACUAGUCAAACAGAGUAAAAAUGCUAAUGGUGAAGAUAUUUGGGCUGAAUUCGUCGAGAUUGGGGUUGAACCAAGUUCUUUGUCUCUUGUAUACAUGUACCUUGUUAAGAAUGCCGAUGCAUUGAAAGCUUUUAAUGGAAUUUCAAUCGAUAAGCGGAAGGAAAUGUUACAUCUCAUUGUUCCAGACUAUCCCUUUUGA
Lathyrus sativus (Indian pea) is the source of this 726-nucleotide messenger RNA. NCBI's taxonomy places the organism in Eukaryota, Viridiplantae, Streptophyta, Magnoliopsida, Fabales, Fabaceae. The record is from the annotation of a GenBank genome assembly.